AUGGAAACCGGGCGACAUCACACUCAUCAAAUCUCAGAGUGCUGCACCUGUGGUGGCAAUAAUCUGCUGGACUCAGGAGUGGAACUUUUAUGUUCUGCUCUUUGUCAUCAAAACUGCAAUCUGGAGGAACUACAGCUGCGUAGAUGUGGUCUGACCGAUAAGAGCUGUUCCUAUCUGGCCUCUGCACUGAAGACAUCACACUCAUCAAAUCUCAGAGUGCUGCACCUGGGUGGCAAUAAGCUGCUGGACUCAGGAGUGGAACUUUUAUGUUCUGCUCUUUGUCAUCAAAACUGCAAUCUGGAGGAACUACAGCUGAUUAACUGUGAUCUGACCGAUAAGAGCUGUUCCUAUCUGGCCUCUGCACUGAAGACAUCACACUCAUCAAAUCUCAGAGUGCUGCACCUGAGUUACAAUGAGCUGCUGGACUCAGGAGUGGAACUUUUAUGUUCUGCUCUUUGUCAUCAAAACUGCAAACUGGAGGAACUACAGCUGAUUAACUGUAAUCUGACCGAUAAGAGCUGUUCCUAUCUGGCCUCUGCACUGAAGACAUCACACUCAUCAAAUCUCAGAGUGCUGGACCUGAGUGACAAUAAGCUGCUGGACUCCGGAGUGGAACUUUUAUGUUCUGCUCUUUGUCAUCAAAACUGCACUCUGGAGGAACUACAGCUGCAGUUCUGUAAUCUGACCGAUAAGAGCUGUUCCUAUCUGGCCUCUGCACUGAAGACAUCACACUCAUCAAAUCUCAGAGUGCUGCACCUGAGGGCCAAUCAGAUGAGUGCAUCAGCUGUAGAGCCGCUCUGUGCUCUAGUGAAGGACCCACACUGUAAACUGGAGAAACUAAUAACUGAUCAUGGAACAGUAGAGUGUUGAGCCAUGACCCUGAGCUGGAUGGGGUCUGUGGGGCAGGAACUCAUGACAUGAGGAUGUGAUCCA
Molecule: messenger RNA, 933 nt
Organism: Alosa alosa (allis shad)
Lineage: Eukaryota; Metazoa; Chordata; Actinopteri; Clupeiformes; Clupeidae
Product: NACHT, LRR and PYD domains-containing protein 3-like
Exons: 7
Coding region: 1-870 (289 amino acids)
Cellular component (GO): cytoplasm
Molecular function (GO): protein binding
Source: RefSeq, a predicted model, not a curated record